CCAUUAGAACCAGGACCUGGACCAGCAGAACCAGGACCGGGACCAGAACUACAACUACAGGAACCAGGUCCAGGACCAGGACCAGCAGAACCCAGACUGGAACCAGAACCAGGUCCAGAACCAGGUCCAGGUCCAGGAUGUGGCUCCACCCGGAGGAAGUCCUCCUGGCCGGGCCCCUGUGGGUUUCUGAACGGGCCAACCCGUUCUUCCUGCUGCAGCGGAGGAGAGGCCACGGCCGGGGGGGCGGCCUGACCGGUCUCCUGGUCGGGACCCUGGACGUGGUCCUGGACUCCAGUGCCCGGGUGGCUCCGUACCGGAUCCUGCUGCAGACGGGAGACUCCCAGAUCUACUGGAACAUCGCCUCCGGCUCGUCCAGGAAGGAGAUCACGCAGCACUGGGAUUGGCUGGAAUCAAACCUCCUCCAAACCGUCUCCAUCUUCGACAGCGACGAAGACGUGACGACCUUCGUCAGGGGAAAGAUCUGUGGCCUGAUGGCCGAGGAGCAGCGGCUGCAACCCGACCCGGACCAGAACCAGGACAGCGGGAAGUUCCGGGAGGCCGAGCUGAAGAUGAGGAAACUGUUCGGGUUUCCAGACGAAGAAAAGCUCGUCAACUAUUAUUCCUGCAGUUUGUGGAAGGGAAGAGUUCCCCGUCAGGGCUGGAUGUACCUGUCAGUCAACCACCUGGGCUUCUACUCCCUGCUGCUGGGAAAAGAGGUGACCCUGGUGCUGCCCUGGACCGAGGUCACCCAGCUGGAGAAGAACUCCACCCUGGUUUUCCCAGAAUGCAUCAGGGUGUGCACCCGGCAGACGGAGCAUUUCUUCUCCAUGUUCCUGGACGUUAGCGACACCUUCAGGCUAGCGGAGCAGCUAGCUAACCUGGCUAUGAGGCAGCUAAUGGAGGGGGAGCGGUUCAACGCCGACCCGGCGCUGCCCAAGGGCUCCAGGAAGGACAACGUGUCAGUGCUGAAGAGGGACUUGGACGCCCGGGCCCGGAGUGAGUGGUACCGGUACCGGUUCCGUCUGGCCCAGGACGAGCGUUUGGACGGAACCACCGACUGCACCUUAUGGACGCCGUUCGCCAAGAAACACGUGGAGGGAACGAUGUUCAUCUCCAACAACUACAUCUGUUUCAGCAGUAGGGAGGAGGAUCUGCUGCAGCUGAUCAUCCCUCUGAGAGAGGUGUGGCUGGUGGAGAAGGCCGACAGCAGUCCCGUCCUGCCGAGUCCCGUCUCCAUCAGCACCAAGAACAAAACCAACUUCCUGUUCGCCAACCUGAAGGACCGGGACUUCCUGCUGCAGCGCAUCUCCGACUUCCUGCAGAGGACGCCGGACGGUUGCCGUGGCGACCCGCUGGUAGGUCCCGCCCCCCCGCUGGCCUCUGCAGGUCCAGACUCGUCUGCAGUACCGGACUCGGCCACCAGGGGGCGACACUACCACCCGGGUCUCCCCACCGCCACCCAGGGGCUGCUGCAGAUCCACCGCAGGAACCUGGAGAAGGACCUGGGCCCCGAGGGGGUGGAUGAGAGGAUGAAGGAGAGGGUGAAUGAGAGGAUGAAGGAGGAGGCCUGGAACAUCCACUUCUCUGAGUUCGGCCGGGGCGUCUGCAUGUACCGGACCUGCCGGACCCGAGACCUGGUCCUGGGGGGGAUCCCGGAGUCCCUGAGGGGGGAGCUGUGGCUGCUGUUCUCUGGGGCCCGGGACCAGCUGGACUCCCACCCCGGUUACUAUGGCGACCUGGUGGAGCGGUCCAUCGGCCGCUGCUCUUUGGCCACCGAGGAAAUCGAGCGGGAUCUUCACCGGUCGAUGCCGGAACACCGAGCCUUCCAGAACGAGACGGGCAUCGCGGCGCUGCGGCGCGUGCUAACAGCCUACGCUCACCGCAACCCGGGGAUCGGAUACUGCCAGGCCAUGAACAUCGUAGCCUCCGUGCUGCUCCUCUACUGCUCCGAGGACGAGGCGUUCUGGCUCCUGGUGGCUCUUUGUGAGCGGAUGCUGCCGGAUUAUUACAACACCCGGGUCACAGGGGCCCUGGUGGACCAAGGCGUCUUCGAGGACCUGACCCGGGUCUUCCUGCCGGUCUUGUGGGACCACAUGCAGGACUUGGGCGUGACCAGAACCAUCAGCCUGUCCUGGUUCCUGACCCUGUUCCUGUCCGCCGUCCCCUUCGACUCGGCCGUGCUGCUGCUGGACGCCUUCUUCUACGAGGGCAUCAAGGUCACCUUCCAGGUGGCGCUAGCGGUUCUCCACGACAACAUGGAGGCUCUGCUGUCCUGCAGCGACGAGGGAGAAGCCAUGACCGUCCUGGGGAGGUACCUGGACCACGUGGUGAACCCCCAGACGGUGGCUCCGCCCACCCCUCACCUGCACGCCCACCUGACCGCCGGAGCCCCGCCCCCCGCCGGAGCCCCGCCCCCCGGCGAGGCCACGCCCCCUCCGGAGGUGGACGUGUUCCAGCUCAUCAAGUUCUCCUACGAGAGAUUUGGUUCCCUACGUUCUGACGUCAUCGACCAGAUGAGGCUGAAACAGCGACUGAAGGUGAUCCAGUCCCUGGAGGACUCGGCCCAGCGGAGCGUGGUUCGGUCCGUCAUGACCGACUCGGCCUUCGGGAUCCAGGAGUUGGAGGAGCUGUACUGUCUCUUUAAGGCCCAGCACCGGACCAGCUGCUACUGGGGUUCUGGUUCUGACCCGGCCCAGCGGCACCACGACCCCAGCCUGCCGUACCUGGACCGGUACCGGGUGGACCCGGUCCAGUUCCUGACGCUGUUCCGGGUUCUGGCCCCCUGGACCUGCGGAGGCCACACCCCCUCGCUGGCGGCCCGGUUCUUCCGGGUCCUGGACCAGAACCAGGACGGCCUGGUCAGCUUCAAGGAGUUCAUCACGGGCCUGAGUGGGAUGUACCACGGAGACAUGACGGAGAAGCUGAAGCUGCUGUACAAGCUGCACCUGCCGCCAGCGCUGGUUCCUGAGGAGGCGGAGUCAGCUCUGGAGGCCACCACCUUCUUCACUGAGACUGAAGUCCCAGAAUCUUCCUUCGUCUCUGAUUCGGACUCUUUGCAGCAACAGGAAGUGACAUCAUCAGGUGAGGAGGGAGGAGACGGAGAGGAACGGAAAGAGGGGCGGGACUACCGGUACUACCUGAGGAUUUGGGCCAAUGAGAAGGAGCCGCGGCCGGAAACCAUCAAGGACCUGCCCCGGAUGAACCAGGAACAGUUCAUCGAGCUCUGCAAGACUCUCUACAACAUGUUUGGGGCGGAGCCGCAGGAGCAGCAGCUUUACCACGCUAUCGCUACCGUGGCUAGCUUACUGCUGCGGCUCGGCGAGGUCGGCAAGAAGUUCGGGAACGGGGGGAGGAGGCCCGAGGCCACGCCCCCUGCGGAGGCCACGCCCACCGGAGAGGCCACGCCCACAGGAGAAGCCACGCCCACACCAGAGGCCACGCCCACCGGGGAGGACCAGGUUUCUCAGGCUCUGGCCGAGGCUACGCUAGAGCCGGCGAUGGCUACCGAGGAAGGGGGCGGGGCCUCGGCCCAGGGGGGCGGGGCCUCGGCCCAGGGGGGCGGAGCCACUAAGGAGGGCGGAGUCCUGGAUGCCGAUUGGUCCGUGAGCUUCGAGCAGGUGCUAGCGUCGCUGCUAACGGAGCCGCCGCUCGUCGACUACUUCGAGAGGAAGCGCGACGUCCGGGACAAGAUGGCCGCCGGCGCGGACCCGCGCGUCCUGGAGCGCCAGACGAGCUCCGCCUCCGACUCGGACCUUACCCACAAUUCCCCCUGAU
Molecule: messenger RNA, 3774 nt
Organism: Cololabis saira (Pacific saury)
Lineage: Eukaryota; Metazoa; Chordata; Actinopteri; Beloniformes; Belonidae
Product: TBC1 domain family member 9B
Exons: 23
Coding region: 138-3773 (1211 amino acids)
Molecular function (GO): calcium ion binding
Source: RefSeq, a predicted model, not a curated record